AGCUUUAUUUUGAAGGUGUGUAAAAUAAUAUAUGUCAAAAUAAACAAUAAUUUUUGUUUUGAAAGAAAGUAAAAACAAAGGAGGUAGGCAGGUAGAUGAUAUUUUGAAUAAAAUUUAAACAACAAAGCAACUGUUUUAUUAAAGAUAAAUACGAACAUAGUACGGAAAUUGAAAUGGUUGGAUUAAACAUGAACGGACCAGCACGAGAUCGAGUCCUGAAAUUAAUGGAAGAGAGAGAUCGCAUCGAAGCAGCAAUAAGAGAUGAAACAAGUGUUCUAGAAAGUAAUAAUGUGGGAAUGCACGAUCCUCUCUUAGAUCGAGAUGGAUAUCCACGAAAUGACAUCGAUGUUUACAAAGUCCGGCAUGCAAGACAUCAAAUUAUAUGUCUACAGAAUGACCACAAGGAGAUAAUGAAACAAAUUGAGCGUGGUCUUGGUGAAGUUCAUUCACAAUACCUGAGUACAAAUGGAGAAGGUCCUUCUGCACCACGCUCUACCACAACACAUACAAAUGGAUAUGGACCAGUUGUUGGUAAUGGAGAUAUAAUAAAUGAGAGAAGUUUUGCAGUUAUUGGGUCUGUGCAUGAUGGAUCUCCGGCUGAUUUGGCUGGACUCUGUACCAAUGACGAGGUUAUUCAGUUUGGUUCAGUAAACCACAGCAACUUCACAGAUGUUACACAAAUUCAUCAGAUUGUGUCACAUUCUGUGGGACAGAGGAUUCUGGUUCGAGUUCGGCGGGAUCAGUCAGUGCUGGGUGUUACCGUGGUGCCCCGUCCGUGGACACAGCCUGGGUUACUGGGUUGCCAGAUAAGAAGAUUAUAAAAUUCCCAGAAUGUGGUCCCUUAUCCUUAUUUUCAUGUGUAAAUAUAAUUUUAAAAAGAAAAA
Messenger RNA from Leptidea sinapis, 884 nucleotides. Its product is annotated as 26S proteasome non-ATPase regulatory subunit 9. Gene Ontology annotation, biological process: proteasome regulatory particle assembly. Bases 174 to 821 code for a protein of 215 amino acids. The record is from RefSeq and is a predicted model, not a curated record. NCBI's taxonomy places the organism in Eukaryota, Metazoa, Arthropoda, Insecta, Lepidoptera, Pieridae. Gene Ontology annotation, molecular function: protein binding. The transcript is spliced from 3 exons. Gene Ontology annotation, cellular component: cytoplasm; nucleus.